UAAGAAGAAGGCGGGCUCAGAAAGCAGCCAUUCCAGGGAGGGGAGCAUCCAGGCAAGAGGACGCAUGGGGACCAUCUCAUCACUUGCUCCUUUUCUGAACCGCUGAGGCUCUUUCCAAGCCUUCCAGGCUGGAGGUUAAGUGACCUAUUCCUGCUGUGCCACCGUGAUGCCAUCCCUGCUGCUCGGCUGUGUCUUGCUGUCUUCCGUGGCUGCCUUUCCAAGAAAUACCCAGAAUGGGGCCCUGCCCUUCCAGCCAUCUUUCCCAGAACCUGGGCCUCCACCAAGCAUGCCCUCCAGCCAGAUCCCUCACCUGGAUGCCAGGUCCUGCCAGGCUCUCUUGCAUAGAGUCCUGUCUCUCGCCCCACUGCCUGAGCACCUGUCCAACUUAGCUCUGAGUGUGGCCCUGAAGGAGAUUGGCUGCCCAACGGAGGCCCACCUUUUGAAACUUCAGCAGUUUUCAACGGCAGGAAAGGACAGCUCCGAGGCCCUCACCCACGAGAUUCAAAGGUUCAACAAAGAGGAAGGGAUUGAGGAUGCUGAGCUGAUUCCGCAGCAUCUGGAGGGAACCUCAGGGCAGGGUGGCCGGGCCCGGCGUUCCGCUGACCUUCCUAAGGAAUGUGCCCAAGGACCCGGGAGGCUGCUGCAUGACAUAGCAGUGCUGUUGGUUGACUACAUUGAGAAAGUCCCUGCUACGGAACUGAUGACCAAGCUCAAGACCGCCGCCAUCCGUGCCUCCCAGAACUGCACAUAUGAGGCUUGGGUGCAUGUGGAAGAAGUAAACAAAGAACUGAUAAAAAGCGAGGAAUUGAAGAACAUACCAUUGUCUAUCGAGAAUGAACUCUACUUUUUCAUGCGUGCUGUUGCAUAUCUGACUCGCUAUUUCUUAAGGGAGACACAGAAUCUUUUCCGGGCUUUCCUCGGGUAGGGAAGGCUUCCUGCCAACCAAUUUCUGUUCUCAGAAGACUCUAGGAUGAUGCAUACAACUAGGCACAGUAGCUAGUGAGACAUGUUGAGGACAGCUUAGAAUCAGUAUAUGCUUUUUAUUAUCGUAAACGAAACACGUGGCCGCAGGUCACCUUGUCCCUCUUUGAGUAGGCCCCAUCCCUACUUUUUCCACCAAUAUCUCGUUCUUCCUUUAGAAAGUUAUCAACUAAUGUGCCUGUAGUAGGUACAUGGAAAAAUGUUACUUGGAGGACUAAGCUGUGCGUGUCCCGAGCAUAAUAUCUUCAGUUGCCCUCUAUGGAUUUGGAAGUUGGACAUCAAAUCAAGAAGACCAAGAAUUGAUCCCUUUGAAUUAUGGUGUCGGCAACGAAUAUUAGCUAUAUCAUGGACUGUCAGUAGAAUGCACAAAUCUGUCUUUAGAAGACGUCUCGCCAGAAUGCCCCUUAGAAGCAAGGAUGGCAAGACUCCAGCUUACAUAAUUUGGGUGUGCUGUCAAGAAAGACCAGUCCCCGGGGAAGGAUGUCAUGCUUGCUGAAACAGGAGUAGCACAAAGGGGAAGGGCCCCAGCAAGAUGGACUGACGCCGUGGCGACAGCCGUGGGUUCAGCCAGAACAAUUGUGAGAAUGGGGCCAGCGGGCAGUGGUGAGUUCCGUCGUAUAUGGGGUCACUGUGAGUCAGAACCGACCCGAUGGCACCUAACAUUAGCAAAAUCAUCCCUGUUUUCCGUCCAUUUACCGUGUACUUACCAAUUCUGCAACCAGAUGCUGUGGCCUGUUCAUUGUCAAAACAAAGUCGAGAAAUAAAAAGAUGCUCCUGAAAUCUGAA
This is a messenger RNA of Echinops telfairi (small Madagascar hedgehog), 1767 nucleotides long. Its product is annotated as apolipoprotein F-like. The record is from RefSeq and is a predicted model, not a curated record. The transcript has 2 exons. The coding region runs from base 167 to 925 and encodes 252 amino acids. Gene Ontology annotation, biological process: cholesterol metabolic process. NCBI's taxonomy places the organism in Eukaryota, Metazoa, Chordata, Mammalia, Afrosoricida, Tenrecidae.